Trichoplusia ni (cabbage looper) is the source of this 1129-nucleotide messenger RNA. RefSeq names its product adenylate kinase (gene Ak2). NCBI's taxonomy places the organism in Eukaryota, Metazoa, Arthropoda, Insecta, Lepidoptera, Noctuidae. The transcript has 3 exons. Bases 246 to 974 code for a protein of 242 amino acids. Gene Ontology annotation, cellular component: mitochondrion; cytoplasm. The record is from RefSeq and is a predicted model, not a curated record. Gene Ontology annotation, molecular function: ATP binding; AMP kinase activity. Gene Ontology annotation, biological process: ADP biosynthetic process.
UGUUUGUUGAGGAGUGUUGACAUUUAUCGACCGACGUCACCACAUGAGGCCUGAUCCGAUAGUGUCUGACUGAAUAAUCAAUUUUAAUUUGGUUGGUACGUCGAUUGACAGACUUAAUUUAGAUAAUAAGCAGUGCACGUGACGCGCUUUCUUUAGUCGAACGUACGUUCUUAGUCUCAUUUACGUAAUUAAAAUUUUCUUGGUUAUAGCCUUUCUUUCCCGGACCGGCCUGAUAAACCAGCGAAAUGCCGCCAGCAGCUCCUGCCGUUAAAAUCCAACCUAAUGAUGACCCUAUCGGCAUCAGAGCUGUUCUUCUCGGACCUCCAGGAUCCGGGAAAGGCACUCAGGCACCACUCCUCAAAGAAAAGUACUGUGUAUGUCACUUGUCAACUGGAGACAUGCUUCGAGCUGAAGUAGCAUCAGGUUCAGAGUUGGGUCGCAGACUCAAGAAGACCAUGGAUGAAGGCAAACUGGUGUCAGAUGAAAUGGUAGUAGACAUGAUUGACAAGAACCUGGAUCAACCUGACUGUAAGAAUGGUUUCCUACUUGAUGGAUUUCCUAGAACUGUACCUCAAGCUGAAAAGUUGGAUGAUCUGUUGGCUAAACGUAAAACAGCACUGGAUGCUGUCAUUGAGUUUGGGAUUCAGGACAGCUUUCUAGUGCGUAGAAUCACAGGAAGGCUGAUUCAUCCUUCCAGUGGUCGCAGCUACCAUGAGGAGUUUCACCCUCCUAGGAAACCCAUGACUGAUGAUGUAACUGGUGAACCCUUGAUCAGGCGGUCAGAUGACAAUGUUGAUGCUUUGAAAAAACGGCUUGCAACUUAUCAUGCACAAACUGUACCCCUUGUAGACUAUUACAUGAGGAAAGGUCUUCACUGGAGGGUAGAUGCAUCAAACCCUGCUGAACAAGUGUUUAGCAAGAUUGAUAAUAUCUUUAAAAAUAGGAUCUUUUCAAGGCAAAGUGCGGCCCAAUAACUUAGUAUUUAAGUAAAUGUUUUGUACAAAUUUCAUUUCCAUAUUGCAGUUUUAUUCAUGACUGUUCUUUGUUUAGUAAUACUUUUGUAAAACCAAUAUCAUCUAUUUUAGAAACUAUUUUUCUUGAAGAAAUACACUGGACUGGAAUCAUGGAA